AUGCGCACUUUCAUUGUUCUCUGUUUAGUGGCUGUUGCCUGUGCCGAUCAAUUGGGCUACAACUAUCAACCUGUUGAUCAUUCCGCUGCCGGAUUAUCAUUCGCUCCUAGUGGCUCAUAUGGUUCUUCAUCGGAUAAUGUUCCUUCUUUUGCUCCUCAAGGAUAUAAUGCUGAAGCUUCCCACGCAUCUCCAUCAUAUGCUCCCCAAGCUGAACUUGAAAAGGAAUUUUAUACAUUCAGCGCUAACGAUGACGACUUCAAUGAUCCCGCUGCUUCAAACCAACACUCCAAUGCCAUCAAACAAGGUCUUCGCGUUAUUUUCAUUAAGGGUCCUGAACACAGUGGUUUGGAAGAUGCUGCUCUUGGUUUAGCCAAACAGGCUGCUGGUCAAAAGACUGCCAUCUAUGUUCUCAACAAACAAGCUGAUCUCUCAGAUUUGGCCAACAAACUCAAUUCUGCCAACAAGAAUAACAACAACAAGCCUGAAGUACAUUUCGUCAAAUACCGCACCCCAGAGGAUGCUGCCAACGCCCAAAAAGCCAUUCAAGGCCAAUACGAUUCUUUGGGAGGUUCUUCUCAAUCUCAUAAUGGUGGUGUUGCUCCUGUAUUGAACUUUGCAUCAAGCGCUCCAGUGUCUGCUCCCGCAUACGCAGCAUCUGCUCCAGGAUCUGCUUAUUUGCCUGCUUCGGUUGUACGUUCAUAA
Calliphora vicina (urban bluebottle blowfly) is the source of this 702-nucleotide messenger RNA. RefSeq lists its product as uncharacterized. The transcript has a single exon. Lineage: Eukaryota; Metazoa; Arthropoda; Insecta; Diptera; Calliphoridae. The coding region runs from base 1 to 702 and encodes 233 amino acids. The record is from RefSeq and is a predicted model, not a curated record.